This is a messenger RNA of Diachasma alloeum, 1387 nucleotides long. RefSeq lists its product as uncharacterized. The record is from RefSeq and is a predicted model, not a curated record. NCBI's taxonomy places the organism in Eukaryota, Metazoa, Arthropoda, Insecta, Hymenoptera, Braconidae. The transcript has 3 exons. The coding region runs from base 53 to 1012 and encodes 319 amino acids.
UUGAAAUGCACCGGUUGAUUAUCAACAAGUCGUUAUUUGUUGGCAAUUCGACAUGAGUCAGAAGGGCGAUCAGUCGAGUCAGCUGUCAGGUUUCUCUGGGGUCUCGGUCAUUCGCAGCUCGAGUCCACAGCCCCACGAUGUCACUCAACCAUCAAAACACGGGGAUACUGAGAGGCUGCUCAAUGACGUUGCUGAGUGCGAGGAGACAAUCACUGAAGCUGCGAGGGUUCAGUUAAUCCAGGAGUGUCUCCAGGAGGUGGCGAAUGACGGGGGACUCCUCCCUCCGGAGACCUCCUCCAAGUUGAGGCAAAUUAUCCAAGCGCAGAGUGUCUACAAGUACCUGAAAGUUGCGGUGGACAUCGGGGAUGGCAUUCAGACUCAGUUGUUGGGGAUCACUGAUGUCUCGAAACCAGAGUUGAAUACUGAUGAGAGGAAAAUGGUCAAGGCUGAGGUUGAAAGGAAAAUCCGAGACAAGUGCCAGAAAUUCAUCACAAAAUACGAGAAGUUAGGUGGGAAUAUCAAAGAGGCAAUGGACACCAACAAAUCCUGCGCUAGGCUCGACUUAUCCCGAAUGAACGAGUCCCUCUUGAGCGAUUGGAAGGAGAAAAUAGGUGAAGUAUGCAAUGAGUACCAGAGGGACGUGGUGAAGUUGGCAGAGUUGUUGGAAGACUGGAAGAAACUUAAAUACGAUGACGUCGAGGAGAUUAACACGAAGAAGGCAGAGACUAAGCUACUCCAGUCGCAAAUAGCUGAGAUCCAGGCGAGGCUCACUAAAAUUUCGUGUACGAUAAAGAUGUUCAAAGAGACGCCGACAACGAUCACUGCCUUCAAGACCAUCAGCCACGAGUUGGACGAGAAAAUCGCCCAUGUCGAGGGGGAAAUAAAGAGGAAGAAACUCUUGAAGAAACAGUAUGAGGACCUCCAGGGGACUGAAUACGAUGAAGUGCUGAAGAGGUACCUGGACCUCUGUGCGACCAUAAAAAAGGAGGAGCGAUUGUUGGAGAUGCUGUGAGAGGAUGUCAAAAGUAUUUGUGUAUAUUGUACUGUAAAUGGAGUAAAUUGGUGAUACGUUUUCACUACUUUGAGAGGUCGCCCGAUUUAUUAUCCUUGAUCAAAUAUCUUUUCAAAAAUAUCUGCGUCGAAAUCUUCAGGACAAAUUUGUCUUUCGAUAAUUUUUCUGAAUAAAGAUUAUGUGCUUCUCAAAAAGAACUGUGUUUUGGGGCUAAAUCCGUGUAUUUUGAGCAAUAUUUUUAAUAAAAUCUGAAAUUUCUUCGAUAUUCUAGCUAUUAUUGUAAAAAAAUGUAUUGAAUUCCAUUAAAGGAAAAGAAGCUUGUGAAAUUUCAAAUUUUUAAAUGAAUCAAAGAAAUUUUUGUGAAAAUAAGACGAU